CAUAUGUUUAGCUUCGCAACGCAUACCGAUGGUGUGUAGACUAACCCCUACCUGCUCAUCAGAACAUGAUGGUGAGGAAGUUCCUAAAACCAGUCAUUCAAGAUGGAGACUUUUACUGAUGAUGAAAAUGGCCAAGGUGGAGACUUUCAGAGUGGAGAAAAACUUGUUUUUGACAUCAACGAUUUAGAUGAAACCCCAAAUGAUACAUCAAGCAAAGCAAGUGAGGACGAUCCUGGCUUAUUGAAGGAAGAAGAAGAAGAUGCUGAUGAGAAUAAAGAAGAGGAGAAGACUUUGAAACUUCCUGAGAGCGAUGGCGAUGUAGAUGCAUCUGUACAGAUUGUUACAUCCCUCGUAGAAGACAUUGAUGUCAAUAGUGAGUACAUGUACAAUAAUUGGUACACCGGUAGUGGAAAGUCAGAAGAUGGAAGGAGUGACGAGGAUGCAAGGAGCAACACAGUGACGUUGGAGGAAGAUGGACAGACACUGGUUUCUGAUCAGGCACCAAGCGAGCAUAAAGGUUCAAGGAAAAAUUCUACACAGGAAGAGUUGGAAUUGGAGGAAAAGGAGGAGAUGGCUGAAAAAGAGGAUAAUGUCGAUGGAGCUGAUAUCCCUGUUAGAGUGGACACUGUAAAUGAAAUUGAACAUGUAGAAGAGUCUUUGGAAAUAAGUUCUCCACCUGAUGGCCGCAGUGACAUUGCGUCCCGUGAUAGAUCAGAUAAUUCUAGCGUACGCCUUGUUGAUGGCUUGCUCAAGAGUGCCAAUGCAGAUGUUGGUGAUCACAAGUAUAAAAAAGCAGUUUUAAAGUAUGAGGAGGCACUGGCUAUGGCCACCGAGGUGAACGACAAGUUCCUGAUCCAGUCUUGUGCGUGUAAUCUUGGUGCUGUUCUGGUGAUCCUUGGGCAAGCUGAGAGAGCUGUGGAGAUCCUCCACCAACAGCUUGAGAAUGAUCUUGAAAGGACAAAUGGCAUGGACACAAAUGCCCUAGCUGAUAUCUACUACAAUCUAGGAUUGGCGUACGAUGCCAAGGGAGACUCUGGGAGGGCAAUAAAAUGCUUUAAGUGGGCUGUCGUUGAGUUCGACAAAUGGAAGAACGACAAGGGUAAGGCGGAUGCGUACAAUCAAAUGGCUGAGCUGGAAGCCAAGCAAGGUAACUUGGACAAAGCCAGAAAGAAUUACAGCAAGGCAGCAGAGUUUUACGCUCAAGUUGGGAAUGGACUUAUGAAGGCCAGGAUGCUAGUGAAGGAAGCUCGGAUGCUCAAUUCUCUUGUUGAUACUGAAAACUUUCACAGAGUUGUAGCUAUCUGUGAGAAAGCAAGUGCAGAGGUACUCAAGCAGAACACUUCUAAAGGUAACACGAUCACCAAGGAGGCCAAACUCUUCCACGACAUGGCCGUGCUCUGCAAGAAGCUCGGAAACACAGACGAGGCCCUGAGAUGGCUGGAGGAGGCCUGGAAGAGAUGCAGGGGUACCUCAGGCACCCACCCCAGCCGGGAGGACGUUCGUCUGCAGGCAGCGGUGGCUCAGAGUCUGGCUAGGAUGUACCUUCACUCCUAUGAUCUGAUCAGUGCUGUAGAGAUCUACCAAGAAGCAGCAUCCUUGCAUGGUUUGUUGGAGAACUAUGCCGAGAGAGGUUGGUGCUUCUAUCAUAUGGGUGAAGCCUACAGACAGCUGUGUGAUUACUCUAGUGCUGAGCGCAGCUACCAUGUAGCACAUCAAACACUCACUGAUGCAGGUGACACCGACCAUCUGUGGAAGAUAUCUGACGCACUGGGCGAUCUGAACGUCUCCAGGAACCACCCAGAUAUCGCAACCAUGUACUACAGGGAAGCCCUGGCUAAAGACGCACCCAUUCGCAGCAGGACCAAGUCUUCCACUGAAAAGAUUAUCAAGAAGCUCACAAAGGCUUUAGAGAGUCAGAAGAGCAAUCGGCUCAGCUCGUACGAGACGCGGCAGAAACGAGUGCCGAUCGUUGUAGGCUAUGACCCGCAAGGGAUUUCCAUCAAUCAAACAUCACAAACCAUUCUCGAUGGUGGCGCGUACUCAUCCCCACAGUCUGUAUUCAAGGGAGUGAGGGAUAGAUACCCACCUGUUACAUCGACCCCUAAUGGUGCUUCAGCUGCUGUGUCAAAGGUCACCCCACGGAUGAGGUCACCGUCAAGAAAGAAGAAAGGCAAGCGGAAGGAUCAGUCCCUCCUCCCAGUUACCAGAGGGGUUGCAGGUUAUAAUAGCGGGUCAGACCUGUCUCUUGUCAACGGCAGUGUGGCUUCCCUUGUCAGGGAAGCAUACAUAAUUAAAAUGGAGAGCACAGGAAGAUCAAGACGCAAGGGCAAGCAAUCUGUUGCUCCAGAUCAUUCGAGUAGCGAGGAGGAGGAUGACCAGGAAGAGAAGAGUGACGGCAGCGAGAGUGAAGAAGAGGAGGAGAAAGAGAACCAGAGCAGCGAUUCUGGCUUUAAGAACAUGUGGCAGAGGGCCAAGGAUCUUGUGUCAAGACUUCAGUCGGAUUCUGGGGAUUCUGAGCUCAGCAGCAGCUUGGAGGAAGACGAAGGGAUACAGUCCAAGGAGUCGGUCAAGUACCGAUUGGACAACAUGUACAUGGAUCCAAGUCGACUUGGAGACAGCCAUCUGUAUGCAACUCUCAACAGGAAAGGAGCGACUCAAAAGUCCAGCAACGAAGAGCCUAUCUACGAGACCCUUCCUAAUGGGACCACCAAGACCGGGUUUGGUGCUAGCAUGCCCACCAGGAAUCCCCCACCCCCAGCGGUCCCAAUCAAGACCCACCCCUCCCUCAACAAGAAGAAGAAGAAGAAAGGCGACAUCAACAGACCAUCGACAUCGUACGACGAGGACGACGAUGAUUCAUUCACCUCGGUGACAGAGGAUGAGCUGGAGGAUUUGGAUAAUACAACAAACUUCGAACGCAAAUCCAACUAUCCUACUGUAGCUAGGAUGACUAGAGGUGGAUUGGAGGCAGGUUUAUGGGAGAUUCAAAAGCUUGAACAGGAACGCGAGGGGAUCCGAUUAUCCAACGCAUCUUCACUCAAAUCUCCUGAACCUAGGAAGCCAUCAUCAAAGGUCUGUAGCAUCAUGUAAACGUGGGAGUAUACCAUCAGAAUGAGCUCAAGUUGACUUGAUCUUGGCCAAUAUUCAAUUCAAUGCCUGAAUAAUGUCUGUAUUUAACUUUCAUACCAUUUAGCUUAGCUAAAAAAAAAAAAGCUUGAGACUUGUUCAGAUCACAUCUAAGUAUUUGAUUGAAGUAAAGCAGACUGUAAGCCAGAAUUUUUACCGAUGACCAUUGUGACAUCACAUUGCCAAUCCAAAUUCAUGCGCAAUUAAUGCAUCACAUUAAAUGCGCACUGAUAUGGCUGGGCAUAGCUUAUGAUGACUUGUGUAUGGAAAUCAUAUCCCUGCCUAUCAAGGCCUUCAAAGUAAUUGCCCCAAGUCUGCGAGGUACAAAGUUUGCGAUCAAUUGCAAGAUAUCAAUGGCCAAUCAAGAUUCUGGUUGCAUGAACAUAUUGUUCAAAAGGCUGACCAUUAACCAAUCAGAAUCGUCAUUUCAAAUUUGUAAUUGUACCGUCGUGAAUGAAGUCUAUCAUAUCGAAAAACUCAACCAUGUUUUAUU
Molecule: messenger RNA, 3619 nt
Organism: Strongylocentrotus purpuratus (purple sea urchin)
Lineage: Eukaryota; Metazoa; Echinodermata; Echinoidea; Camarodonta; Strongylocentrotidae
Exons: 12
Coding region: 103-3090 (995 amino acids)
Molecular function (GO): protein binding
Source: RefSeq, a predicted model, not a curated record